AUGGCGUCCAUCACGUCGGCUCCCACAUCGACUCUCCGUACAGCACAGGUCAACUCUCUGCUCUCAUUGCUCAACCUCAACACCUCGUCCUUCAACCACGCAUCCUCGUCCUCCUCCGCACCAGGUUCCAACUACAAUUCCCGGCCAGGAUCUGCAGCAGGUCAGAAUGAUGCUUCCGCCAACGCAGGUGGUGCAGAUCCAUCCAUCCCCUCCGGCCCACCGGUAUGGAAGGUCCUCGUGAUGGACAAGGUUUCAAAGGACAUAUUGGCCACAUCCUUGCGCGUCCAGGAUCUGCGCGAAAAUGGCGUCACGUUGCACAUGCAGCUGCAUUCGGAUCGACCGCCAUUGACAGAUGUGCCCGCUGUGUACUUUGUCUCGCCCACAUCUCAGAAUGUACAACGCAUCGCACAGGAUAUGAAGAAGAUGCUGUACGAAAGCUUCUACGUCAACUUCACCAGCACCGUACCGAAAGCGGUAAUGGAGGAGCUUGCGAAUCUGGUUGUAGCCGAUGGGACGGGCCAGCUGGUUCAGCAGGUGUACGAUCAGUACUUGAACUUUAUCGUUCUUGAACCGAACCUGUUUGAGCUGCUUCCUGAUGCUGCUGCGCCCUCGGCUGGCUCAGCUUCGACCAACGGCGCUAACGCAGCAGCAACACCGACCUCGUCGACGGACCGCACCCUGACCACGUACGAAAGGCUCAACGACCCGAAAUCCGGGCAGAAGGAUGUCGAGGACGCCACGGACCGCAUCGCCGCCGGCCUUCUCUCGACGCUUGCAACCAUGGGUGCGCUACCAAUCAUCCGAUCGCCUCGCGGAAAUGCCGCCGAGCUGGUAGCCAGGAAACUCGAGUCCAAAAUCCGCGAGCACAUCACCAGCUCUCGGGGCGGGUCCAACUUGUUCUCCGAAGCAGCGGGCAGCGGCGCUCAUUCCAGCUGGAGCUCCUCCCGUCCACUCCUCUUAGUUAUCGACCGCAACGUCGAUCUAGUACCCAUGCUCGCGCACAGCUGGACCUACCAAGCGCUCGUCCAGGAUGUGCUCGACUUGCAACUCAACCGCGUCACCGUCGUAUCCAGCGAGGGCGGCGUUUCGAGCAAGAAGACCUACGAUCUGGAUUCGAAGGACUUUUUCUGGUCCAAGAAUUCGGCAACUCCGUUCCCGCAGGUGGCGGAGGAUAUCGAUUUCGAGCUGAACAGGUACAAAUCCGACGCUGCCGAGAUCACGCGUUCCACGGGUAUCAGCAGUAUGGACGAAGUAGGUCAAUUGGAUGCAACCUCUAACGCCGCGCACCUGAAAGCAGCCAUCACGGCACUGCCGGAGUUGACGCAGAGGAAAUCGACCAUCGAUGCGCACAUGAACAUCGCCACGUCGUUGCUCCAAGGUAUCAAGAAUCGAGGAUUGGACACGCUGUUCCAACUGGAGGAGGCGAUUGCGAGGCAGAAGAAGGAGACAAUUCUGGAAACGGUCAAGGAUGCCAGUCUGCACGACGUGAACGACAAGUUGAGGUUGUUCAUCAUAUACUAUCUUUCGGCGCCGGACAGUGCGCUUUCGAAGGGCGACGUGGAGGAGUUUGAGAGGGUUUUGAAGGAGCAGGGUGCGGAUUUAGCGGCGUUGAACUACGUCAAGAAGGUGAGGGAGCUGACGCGGAUGACGAUGUUGGCGUCCGCGCCUGCGCAGGCUGCGCCGGUGGAGGGGGCUGGGUUCAGAGGAUUCAGUGGGUUGAGUUCGAGGUUGACGGAUCGACUGAAGGAUUCCGGCUUGGAGGGGUUGGUUCAAGGCGUGAAGAACUUUUUGCCUGCGCAGAAGGAUUUGACGGUGACGAGGUUGGUGGCGAGUCUGAUGGAUCCGGGCUCGGCGAAUGCAAAGGCGCUGGAGGAGACGGAUGAGUGGCUGUUCUUCGAUCCGAAGGCGGCGAGGAGUAGGACGGCAGGGGUUAGUGGGGGGGUCAAGGCGAGACAGAACUUUGCGGAGGCGGUGGUGUUUGUGGUGGGUGGAGGUGGGUAUGUUGAGUUUGCGAAUCUGCAGGAUUAUGCGAUGCGGACGGCGGUCGCUGUUGGAGCUCAAGCAGCAGGAGGUGGAGUAGGGGGAGGAGUUGGUGCUGGGCAGGGUGGGAAGAAGAUCACGUAUGGUGCGACGGAGAUCCUGAAGCCGAUCGAGUUUGUUCGAGCCUUGGCUCAUCUGGCUGGUGGAGACGUAGCGAAGGUUGGGACGGCGGCUACUGCAGGCGGCGCUGUUGGAGCCAAGUGA
Molecule: messenger RNA, 2244 nt
Organism: Pseudozyma hubeiensis SY62
Lineage: Eukaryota; Fungi; Basidiomycota; Ustilaginomycetes; Ustilaginales; Ustilaginaceae
Exons: 1
Coding region: 1-2244 (747 amino acids)
Biological process (GO): endoplasmic reticulum to Golgi vesicle-mediated transport; intracellular protein transport
Cellular component (GO): cytosol; Golgi membrane
Molecular function (GO): syntaxin binding
Source: RefSeq, a predicted model, not a curated record